Folsomia candida is the source of this 2247-nucleotide messenger RNA. Its product is annotated as TRPM8 channel-associated factor 3-like. NCBI's taxonomy places the organism in Eukaryota, Metazoa, Arthropoda, Collembola, Entomobryomorpha, Isotomidae. Bases 1 to 2247 code for a protein of 748 amino acids. The record is from RefSeq and is a predicted model, not a curated record. The transcript has a single exon.
AUGGAUUUUAUGUUUGACUACGGUUUUCAUUACAUGAAUACAGACAUAGAUCAAUUAUUGGACGGUCUGGACUCCAUCAAGGGCGCUCGUAAAGUCGGGAAACUCUUUGUCUUUGGAUCUGAAGCUUUCCCAUUUCUAGCAGCAAAGGCGAAAUCUGGAUUUUCUACUGCGGCUGCCGCAUCCCUCUAUGGAAAGGGACGAAUUAUAUUCCUAUCUCACGAAAGUUUUAUCACGCCAACGGAUAACUAUUUUGAUAAAUUUCAUGUGAACUGUGUAAUGUGGGCGGUUGAUUACGAUGAAAAAUCCAAGCUAGCCCCUGUCGUUAUUAAGAGUAAGCCGGGUAAAAAGAUCGCGAGCUGUCUGACCGACAGCGGGUACCCGACGCAGGAGUUACCCGAGGAAGAGAUUAAUCCAAGCCUUUUUAACUUGGUAAUAAUCCCCACAGCACUUGACAUUUCUGAGGGCUUCGCAACAAAGCUAGACGGUUAUGUCAAGAAUGGCGGUGGACUCAUCGUUGCCGCAAACGCUGGGCUACUAAACUUAACAUACGCAAAAACCAUGCCCUUGAAUAAGCUAAGCAGACAUGCGGGUGUAUUGUAUCUAAAUGAACAAGCACAGCCUUCCCUGGACGACGAUAAGUAUAAUACUUCAACAAAUCUAGUGACCUAUGGUCAUUUGAGCGCCGCGGCCAGUGUUGUAAAUGAAGUAUUGGAUAAAAUCGACGCGACACCAGAUGCCCUAACAGACGCGGACGAGAACAAAUUUAUUUACGCCAUAAGUAUUGUUAAGAUAGCGGCAAACAAUUUGGAUACAGCCGACAUGAAGUUGGUGGAUGCUAUAAAGAUAAAGUGGUCCGGCCUGAAACCAGUCAAUCCAGCGAAUUUUACGGAAAUUAAUACCACUGACGCAAUGAGAAUACAAGUUCGUAUUGACCAGGAGAUUCUAGGCAGACUAUUUAAUGUUGAGGACAACUAUGCUCAUCCCGCCAGUGAACAUUUUCCCGGUGCUGUUAAAAUUGACGGAAUAAAAUCGAAAGAAACUGUUUUUACUAUCGAUCUGGAUAAUGGUGGCGCCCUCUUUAAAACCUUAUAUGAGUAUGGUUGCACUGAAACCGCGGAAUAUCAAAAGAAAAUUAAUGGUACGAAGACUUCAUUCUCGGACUUCAUGGAAACUGAGUUUUAUUCACCGCCCGGAGUCAAAGUUAGCAUUAAAUUUUUAUCGGAUGAAAUCAAAGCGUUUUCCAUAUAUAACGGUAGAUUUGAAUUAGUGAGCCAGCGAGAAAUUUGGAACAAGUAUCCCACCAUAAAUUUUACAAAAGAUUUCUCUGGAAAUUUUGGGGAAUUCAGUGAUCCUUUCGGUGGCCCAAUUCAGAUCGGCAAAAUUGUAACACCCAUUACGUUAAGGAGGGUAUCCAUUAAGAUUUCGGGGGCAAUUGAGACACCCCAUUUCUUUCUGGAAAAAACCAAACUAACUGAUUGGGACAGAAUAAAAGGGCUUGAUGGACCAUGGGGAUAUUUUACGGCGCCAAGCUUACAGUUAAAAAUGCCGCGGCAGGGUUUUACUCUGAUUGAGAACCCUGAAGAAUUGAUGCUAUCUUGGCAGAGAGCGAUCGAUGCCUUUAAUGAGUUUCAUUCGGUGCCGUAUAGAAGCCACAAGUUGAAAGUCAACUUUGAUUACAUUCUGAGAACUAAGAACGCUGCAAUGAUUUCCGGACACGUUUCUGGAUUUAUUCGUCAUGCCAUCGUUGCGGCAAACCUAGCAUCUGUCCAGGAUACCAACGAAAUUUUCGGUUUUCUUCACGAAUUCGGGCACAAUUUUGACAUGGAUUGGUGGAGGUUCCAUGGCGGGGAAGAAUCCACGAAUAAUAUCAAUAUCCAAUACGUUCGAACAACGUUGCAAGGGUUUCCCAAAGAUAGCAGCCGGGCACCAGGACCGUUGGUGAAAUUUGUUGGUAACCACAGCAUUGUGGAGCAGGGUAGUCGCGACGUGAGAGCCUGGUUCUACUAUGAUUUGUUUAGGACGUUUGGAUGGAACGUUUACUUUAAGAUGGCCAUUCUGCAAAAGGGGGUGACGUUUGAAGGGGAUCGGUUGACGUCAAUUACACGGAACGACUGGUUCCUGAUACAAUUUUCGAAGUUAGUUAAACGAAAUAUGGCGUCUUAUUUAGACUCGUGGGGAUUAUUCACCACCAUAGAAGCCAAAAGGCAGGUGGAGGCGUAUAAGAUGUCCGUCUACCGAGCGGAAUAA